AUGGCAAAACACGACAUGAGCCUUCUGAUUGGCAUUGUGCUGUCAUUGCUUUUCUUCAUCAUCACUGUGGUGUUCAAUGCACUAGCAGGACCAGGAAUAUACCCUUUCUUGCGGAGCACAGGCAACAUUUCAGAUGAGUUUACGACCCAGAUUACACCAUCAGGAUGGACCUUUUCCAUCUGGUCCGUCAUUUACGCCUUUCUGGCUUCAGUGUUGGCUUACGUCCUCUCCGGCCUUUGUAGGAAAAAUGCUUACGGCUACGUGUACUGCAGCCCUGCUAUUUUGCCACAUGGAUUUUUUUUUACUUGGUGCCUGAAUAUGGGAUUCAACGUUGGAUGGUUGUUUCUUUGGGACAGGAGUUUGAUGCCUGCUGCACUGGCCUUCCUCAUCCUGAUCGCCUUCACCAACUACGUCAUGAUAUUCUUCUCUUGCAAUGCCCUUCAUGUUUACGGAGCCUGGCUUAACAAAUACCACAGAGUGGACCUGUGGCUCCUCCGUGUGUUGAUACAGAAUGGUAUUGCCAUAUAUGCAACAUGGACAACCAUUGCAUCUUUAAUUAACCUGAAUAUUGUUUUGACCACUGAAGCAAACAUGUCCCAAAUGAAUGCUGCCAUUGUCUCACUCUCUAUUUUGACUGUGGCGUUGUUUGCUUGGUUCAUUCUGGAAAACUUUGUCCUUGACAAACACGUGCGGUACAUCCUCAUCACCUACCCUGUGGUGAUCUGGGCUCUGUCUGGAAACCUGGACAAAAACUAUGAUGCUACCUCACCCAAACGCAACGGCAUCUUCAUUGCUGUACUGUUGGCUUUAGCCUCUGUACUGUUUGUCAUACGGAUUGUUUUGGUGAUCUGGAAACACAUCAAACAGCCGCUCUACUCAGACGUCCAUCCUGGAGACAUGGAACCGAAGGAGAUUGCUGAGAAACAGAAAAAGAUAUUUCGCUGA
Molecule: messenger RNA, 945 nt
Organism: Scomber japonicus (chub mackerel)
Lineage: Eukaryota; Metazoa; Chordata; Actinopteri; Scombriformes; Scombridae
Exons: 7
Coding region: 1-945 (314 amino acids)
Source: RefSeq, a predicted model, not a curated record